Molecule: messenger RNA, 1671 nt
Organism: Sungouiella intermedia
Lineage: Eukaryota; Fungi; Ascomycota; Pichiomycetes; Serinales; Metschnikowiaceae
Source: the annotation of a GenBank genome assembly
AUGGAUCUCGAGGCUCGCAGUCCCCCACUUCAGCCCGCUCAUUCCAACGCAACGGAGCGAAUGGCUAACCAAUUGGAAACGCUUCUUUCUCAGAGAGAGGAGAUUCGCUCCAUCGACAAUCAACAUGCUGCGGACGACAUUGAUCUUUUGCGUCAGAUUGGUUACAAGCAAGAAUUAAGAAGAGAAUAUUCGACAUUCCAAGUCUUCGGAAUCGCUUUCUCCAUUAUGGGAUUGUUGCCUUCCAUCACGACUACUGCUGCUGUUGGCUUAGAGGCUGGGCCCGUAGGUCUUGUCUGGGGAUGGUUUGUCAGUGGAUUUUUCAUCCUCUGUGUUGGUAUCUCCAUGAGUUUCUUAGGUUCAUCCAUUCCAACUUCCGGUGGCUUGUUUUACUACACCAACUACUUCGCUGGCGAAAAGGUUCGGGUGCCAUUGUCUUUUUUAAUUGGAUGCUCCAACACUUUGGCAUUGUGUACUGCGUUGUGCUCCAUUAACUACGGGUUUGUGUCUGAAUUGUUCGCUGCGGUUUACCUUGGUACUGGCUUUGAGGCCAACAAGUACCACACUUAUGCCGUUUUUGCCGGUUGCGUGGUAACACAACUUGUUAUUUGUUCCGUCACUACUAGGAUGACUGCUACUGUCCAGUCUAUCUCAAUCUACGUGAACGUGUUCAUCAUCGUUUUAUUUUUGGUUGCUGUUCCCAUUGGAACCAAGACCAACUUGCACAAAUUUAACAAGGCAAGUUUCAUUUUUGGCGAAUUGCUGAAUUUCAGAGACUGGUCGCCUGGCUGGUCCUUCAUGCUCUCUUGGAUGCCUGCGAUCUGGACAAUUGGCAGCUUUGACUCAUGUAUCCAUAUGUCUGAAGAAUGCAAGAACCCAACCAGAAAGGUUCCAAUCGGGAUUGUUGGCUCCAUCUUUGUCUGUUGGGUCGUUGGCUGGUUCAUUGUCAUCACCAUGUGUGCUUGUAUGAAAGAUGGAGACGUAGAGGCUGUUUUGAAUAGCGAUACAGGCAUGGUAGUAGCACAAAUUAUUGCCGACUCUUUAGGGUCUAAGUGGGCCAUUGCAUUCAUGGCCUUGAUUGCUCUUGGCCAAUACUUGAUGGGAAUGUCCCUCCUUAUUGCUUUGUCUCGACAGAUGUUUUCAUUUGCGAGAGACCAUGGUUUACCAGUGAUUUACAAUUAUGUCAAGGUGAUUAAUCCCAAAAUCAAGGUUCCGCUCCGUGCUACUCUUGUUUCGGGUAUCUUUUCAAUGAUUUUGGCUUUGUUCAUCUUGAUUGAUAAAGUAGCAGCCAACGCCCUUUUUACUAUGUCUGUUGCAGGUAGUCUACUUUCUUGGGGAAUGCCAGUAUUCUUGGUAAUCUUACCUACACAAUCUGCGAAAAGGUUUGUUCCGGGACCCUUCUACUCCAAGACGCUCUUUUAUCCCAUCAAUAUUAUUACGUGCGUGUGGCUCUUCUAUGCUUUGACAAUGAGCAUGUUCCCUGACAACAAAUCUGUCAGUAAGGAAACAAUGAACUAUACUUGUGCUGUCAAUGGGAGUGUGUGGAUGUUAUCUCUUGUGUACUACUUCUUGUAUGGCUACAAGCAUUACCACGGUCCUAAAUCCAACUUAUCAUCAGUUGACUCCGAAGACGUUUCUUUCCAAAGCGAAAUUUUCGAAGGAAAAAUGGGAUAG